Messenger RNA from Desarmillaria tabescens, 1966 nucleotides. RefSeq names its product phosphoribosylaminoimidazole carboxylase. The record is from RefSeq and is a predicted model, not a curated record. Gene Ontology annotation, biological process: 'de novo' IMP biosynthetic process. Bases 54 to 1790 code for a protein of 578 amino acids. The transcript has 4 exons. Lineage: Eukaryota; Fungi; Basidiomycota; Agaricomycetes; Agaricales; Physalacriaceae. Gene Ontology annotation, molecular function: ATP binding; metal ion binding; phosphoribosylaminoimidazole carboxylase activity.
CAUUAAGUAUUUUCCCCCCUCCAUCCCCCGCCCUCCUCUUCAUCUCUGUAACAAUGCCGAAGGAAGUCGUCGGGAUCCUUGGUGGUGGCCAGCUGGGUCGCAUGCUAGCCGCAUCGGCGUCUCUUUUAAAUAUUCCUGUAGUUAUUCUCGAUGUUGGAGAAUCCGCACCUGCCAAGCAAGUCAUCGCGCACAGCGGCGAUCUUUCGCAUAUCGAUGGUUCAUUCACCGAUCCUCAAAAGAUACACGAACUGGCGUCGAAAGUGGAUGUCCUGACCGUAGAAAUCGAACACGUCGAUGUAGAUGCCUUGGAGAAUCUUGCUGCUGCCACAAGUGGUCGCUUAGCUAUCCAUCCCAGCCCUCGAGCGAUCCGGAUAAUACAAGACAAGUUCCGCCAAAAGGAGCAUCUCCGAGAGCAUGGAGUCCCGGUGUCUGCUUUCAGAGAGGUUCAAUCAUCUCUUGAUGCUAUUACUUCUGCAUCAACCGAGCUCGGUCUCCCUCUCAUGUUGAAAAGUCGAACACUAGCCUACGACGGUCGGGGGAAUUACGUACUUCGCGACAUAUCAGACGCGGAAAACGCUCUCGCCGCCCUAGGCGGACGGCCACUAUAUGCAGAGAAGUGGGUACCGUUCAUCAAGGAAAUUGCUGUUAUGGUGGUACGAUCGGCGGAUGGGACGGUGAGGUCGUAUCCUGCUGUAGAAACCGUCCACAAAGAGAACGUCUGUCACCUGGUCUUCGCGCCUCUUCGUAGCCGGUACCCUGAUCUCUCUUCGAGAGCUCAAAAAGUUGCCGAAGCUGCAGUGGCGACCUUUGAGGGCGCUGGUGUUUUUGGCGUUGAGAUGUUCCUCAUGGAAGAUGGUAAUAUAUACGUCAAUGAGAUUGCUCCACGGCCACACAAUUCUGGUCAUUAUACUAUAGAAGCCUGCGAGACGUCUCAAUACGAGAACCAUCUACGGAGUAUUCUAUCAUUACCGCUGGGUUCCACGGACCUCAAAGUCCCUUCUGCCGCGAUGUUAAACCUGAUCGGUUCUUCCUCUUCCAUGUCCAGUAUCACCUGCAUCACAGAUGUUGCCCUAACAAUUCCCGGCGCUUCUACUCACCUCUACGGCAAGGCAAAAUGUCAGAAAGGCCGCAAAAUGGGUCACAUAACCAUCGUCGCCGACUCAGAUGCCUCUCUCCGUACCAAACUCCGUCCCUUACUUGAGGCCACCCCAGGGAGCACCCCCGAGGAGCUCGAAAAAUACACUCCUGUCCCUCCAAGUCCCGGGUCUGGCCACUCCAACAAGGACCCCCUCGUCGGGGUCAUCAUGGGCUCCGACUCAGAUCUCUCAGUUAUGCUUCCCGCUGCGCGCAUCCUGGAUAAGUUCAACAUCCCCUAUGAACUCACUAUAGUAUCAGCGCAUCGUACUCCCGACCGACUCGUGGAAUAUGCCCGCUCGGCUUCGUCGCGCGGUCUCCGCACAAUCAUAGCAGGAGCAGGGGGUGCUGCUCAUCUCCCCGGGAUGGUUGCUGCCAUGACUGCUCUACCCGUCAUCGGUGUACCCGUCAAGGGAAGUUCGCUCGAUGGUGUUGACUCGCUCCAUAGUAUCGUUCAAAUGCCUCGAGGUAUUCCGGUAGCGACUGUUGCCAUCAACAACAGCACCAACGCUGGUUUACUCGCCAUCAGGAUUCUCUUCGCUGGGCAGCCUCAUCUAAUUCAAGAGAUGGACAGCUAUCUGAAGGGGCUAGAGAAGGAGGUCCUAGGCAAAGUUGAGCGCUUAGAGAACAUAGGAUGGGAGGCGUACAAGCCAUGAUGAAGGACAAAAAGAAUGAAGCGUGAGCACCAUUGCCAUUCUUCGCUUCACCCAUCUUAAUUCUUCAACCAGGGUGAAUUUACUCGGUCUAUGUAUCUUGUCACGCCAUAGAGGCACAAUAAAACUGGUUUUCGUCAUCUUGACUGUAUCAAUGGCUUGGCUCCAUCCCAAUUAUC